AUGCCCGUACACGCCAACGACGACCAGGAGAUUGCCCAAGCUACCCCUCGCAAGCGCCAGCGCAUGUCCCUGGACUUGCGCAGGCAGAUUGUUGCAUUGCGCGACGAGGACUUGUGCACCUUUCGCGAGAUUACAGACUAUCUUGAUGUCCCGGUCGCAACCGCGCACAAUGUGUGCACCAAGUUUCGCGAGACUGGUAUCAUAGAGCCUCGUGCCUCCAAGCCACCCAAUCGGACAGUCGUGACGAGGGAAAUGGAGGAAUUCCUGGCGGAAGAAAUCGACAAGGACUGCGCCGUGACCAACGGCAUGCUGGCCGACAAAUGUUUGGUAGGAAUCUCGUACGCCAAGAUAGCGGCGCGAUCCAUCGAGCUUUUGUUAUUUGAAGUUAUGACGUUGCACGAGAAGUUUGAUGUGAAAGUCAACGCGACGACAAUCGGUCGUCAUGUCAAGCGCAUGGGCAUUGAUUUCAAGAUGAUCUAUGAGCAGGUCACUCGCAAAAACUCGAUGGCGGUCAAAAUGAAGCGCCAAGAGUGGUUUCAGGACUUGACCAAUGCGAACAUUCCCCAAUCGCGCAUCUUCUACGUCGAUGAGUGUGGCUUCAACAUUAACAUGCAUAAGCGCGCGAUCAAGAACGUCGAUUCCAUUCGUGCUCCGAACUGGACACUGAUUUGUGUGAUUGGCAAUACGGGUGUUGUGCACUACGACAUCCACCACGGCCCUGUCAACCAGCAUCCGUCAUCCCAAACUUCAGCCCGCGCUGCAGCACCCAGACGCACAUCCACCUACACCUACCCUCCCGCUGUUGAAGCCCUAUGGACGAACGAUGCCGACGACGACGACGAUGAUGAUGAUGACGACGAUGAGGAAGCUUAUCACCCUUCCCAGGCCGAAUGCUUUCAAGACGAGGCGGAGGAAGGCAACGACAACGCAGAUUUGCUGAUCGCAUCGGAAGAGAAGUACGGCCGCUCUUUCCCGCGAGAUGGCAGAACGUACAAGGCGUGGAUUGUGAUGGACAAUGCGAGCUUCCACAAAACAGCCAGCCUGCGCAACUACUUUUGGCGUAGGAACUACCGUCUGCUGUAUCUUCCGCCGUACUCGUCAUUCCUCAACCCGAUUGAAUAUGUUUUUGGCAAGAUUAAAUCUUGCUUCAAGCGCACUCCUCUGAAAAAAGGCGAGAAAGUCCAUCGCCGCAUUGAAGAUGCUGUUCGCCAAGUGUCGGCGCAAAAUUGCAGCCGCUCCAUUGUCCAUGUCAGCAAGUAUGCCUUCCCUUGUGCGCAGCUCGAAGAUAUCAAGGAUUAA
Capsaspora owczarzaki ATCC 30864 is the source of this 1299-nucleotide messenger RNA. RefSeq lists its product as hypothetical. The record is from RefSeq and is a predicted model, not a curated record. Gene Ontology annotation, molecular function: nucleic acid binding. The transcript has 4 exons. The coding region runs from base 1 to 1299 and encodes 432 amino acids. Lineage: Eukaryota; Filasterea; Ministeriida; Capsasporidae.